Penicillium brevicompactum is the source of this 4242-nucleotide messenger RNA. Its product is annotated as Dihydroxy-acid/6-phosphogluconate dehydratase. Gene Ontology annotation, molecular function: hydro-lyase activity; protein binding. Lineage: Eukaryota; Fungi; Ascomycota; Eurotiomycetes; Eurotiales; Aspergillaceae. The record is from RefSeq and is a predicted model, not a curated record. The transcript has 10 exons. The coding region runs from base 1 to 4242 and encodes 1413 amino acids.
AUGGAACCCAACGACUACGACCUCACUACUCCCAUUACAUCCACGUCGGGACUUCGUCAAGGUCUAGCUUCCUAUGGAGAUCCCCAUUUUUCAUUGUUUUUGCGAAAGGUGUUUAUCAAAGCACAAGGAUAUUCAGAAGAUGCUCUCUCACGCCCGAUCGUAGGAAUCAUCAACACCUUCUCGGGGUUCAAUCCUUGCCAUGCAAAUGUGCCUCAGCUCAUAGAAGCCGCCAAGCGUGGUGUGCAGCUCAAUGGCGGACUGGCGAUCGAGUUCCCUACAAUUAGUGUAGCCGAGUCUUUCUCGUCUCCAACUAGCAUGUUCCUGCGAAAUCUCAUGAGCAUGGACACUGAGGAGAUGAUACGCGCCCAACCAUUAGAUGCUUGUAUCAUGAUCGGAGGGUGUGAUAAGACCGUGCCAGCUCAAUUGAUGGGAGGCAUCUCUGCCAACAAGCCAAUCUUACCUCUCAUCACUGGACCCAUGUUACCAGGUAGUCACCGGGGUCAGCGCGUGGGAGCCUGCACUGACUGCCGUAACAAUUGGGCGGCUUUUCGAGCCGGGGAGAUCGACGUCGAGGAAAUAGCGGCGAUCAAUGAGGAGCUUGCGCCGACGAUAGGAACCUGUGGCGUGAUGGGAACUGCUAGUACAAUGGCCUGUGUCACGGCAGCUCUGGGGAUGAUGCCACUUCGAGGCGCUUCUGCGCCGGCGGUUUCAUCCGCGAGACUGCGUAUUGCAGAGGAGACUGGUGCAAAUGCCGUUGCUCUGGCAAAAUCCCAGAGAAAGCCACAAGAAGUAUUGACCAAGGAAUCAUUUUGGAAUGCCAUCACGGUGCUCCAGGCUAUUGGGGGCUCGACCAAUGCCGUGGUUCAUCUGCUAGCUAUUGCCAACAGACAUCCAGAUUUGCAAGGCGUGAUCACUCUGGACACGUUUGAGGAGAUUGGUCGCAAGACCCCACUGCUUAUUGAUCUCAAGCCGAGUGGCGAUAACUAUAUGAACGAUUUCCACAAUGCCGGUGGGAUGAUGGCGUUGUUGCAAGUCCUCCGACCAUUGCUUCAUUUGUCUGCCGUGACUAUCACAGGACAAACCUUGGGCGAAGUUCUCGAUGCAGGUCAAUCUAAGAUACUUUCUUUUUCGCAGAACAUCAUUCGUCCAAUGUCGAACCCCUUGUUCCCUGCAUCGUCUUUAGCGGUUUUGCGUGGCAACCUUGCUCCAGACGGAGCAGUCCUCAAAGCGUCGGCAUCCAAAUAUAAACAUCUCCUUACUCACACCGGGCCCGCGGUCGUGUUCGAGAAUUCCGCCGAUCUUGCUCUGCGAAUCGACGAUCCGGACCUUGAUGUCACGAAAGACAGUGUGCUAAUCCUGAAGAAUAUUGGUCCAGUCGGCAACCCAGGUAUGCCCGAAGCUGGUAUGAUACCCAUCCCAAAGAAGCUAGGAGAAGCCGGAGUCAAGGACAUGUUGCGCCUUUCAGAUGGAAGAAUGUCAGGCACUGCAGGUGGCACUAUCAUUCUGCAUAUUUCGCCUGAAUCUGCGCUGCCCGAGUCACCAUUUGGAGUGGUAGAGACGGGUGACUUGAUCGUGUGUGAUAUUGAAUCCCGCAAGUUGCAUUUGGAUGUCUCCGAUCAAGUCUUACAGUCCCGUAUUGCGAGCCGCAAGCAGACCCUUGCAGGGGAGGUCCAGGUUAGAAAGCAGAGGAGAGGAUACCGAGGGUUGUAUGAACGCACCCAAGCCAUCAUGAGUUUCGAUCCCGUACUCCCACGGGCGCGGCCAGCCCACACGCCCGGCACGACGAUCCUAGCAUACACGCCAGACGGUAAUCGGAUCAUAACUGGUGGCUCCAAUUCGGCUAUUCGCGUGUACAACAUCGACGGAGAUGGAGAGCCCAGAACCAUUGACGAGGGCGUUGACUCGCAUUUCGGCAUUGCUGUCAAGGGGCGAUCUUUUAUCAUGGGUGCCGAAGAUGGAACGGUCUGGCAGUACGAUACCGCAUCGGGAAAGAUGCAGAGCUUGCUCGUGCGAUGUGCCUUGCCGGUGAGAGAUAUCGCCUUGACCAAGGAUGGAGAAUGGGUUGCCGUUGCCAGCGAUGAACUUACCGUCAAAGUCGUGAAAGCCGACGAUAUGACCCAAGUGAAGUACCUGCGUGAGCAAUCCAAGGGAACGAAGCACGUCACAUUUGAUCCAAGCGGCCGGUAUGCGACAGUGUCCGGCACGGACGGUAUUGUCUACAUCUACUCUUUGGAGGGAGAAGAACCGAAGCUGGUUCAUAAACUAGAUGGGGCGAUCCGCCGACUCGAGCCGGAUGCCGAGGCGACGUCUCGAGCAGUGUGGCAUCCCGAUGGGACUGUCUUUGCCGUGGCAGAGGCGACCAGAGACAUUUCCCUUUACUCAACCUCACAGUGGAAGAAGGUGUCGACAUUUGCUGGCGGUCACACCGGCGACAUCACGGCGCUAGACUGGUCUCCCAAUGGAGCGUUGCUUGCAUCCGCUGGAUCAGACGGGCACAUUGUUCUCUGGGAAAGCAAGACACAAAAGGUGUUACAACGGUUCGACUUCAAAAAUGUGCUGAAUUUAAAAUGGCACCCAACCCGGAACUCGCUUUCGUUUACGACUUCGGAUGGAGAGCUCUUCAUUCAUCAUGACUUUGUCCCAGAUAAUAACAAGGGACUGUUACAGAAACCGCUACAAGCGGCUCCAAUCCCCGCCGAGUCUCUCGAGCAUAUUUCCACUCGGGUGGAACACACAACGCUGGCGGACCGGUCUAAAGAGGCCAUCCAGCGAGCGGCGCGGAGAGCCAGUGUUGACUCACUGGAUGACAUUCUCGGCGGAGAUGAGGAGAUGAUGGACUUUGUCGAUGAUGACGAUGGAGCUGGCUACGCUGAUGAAGAGGUGAACGUGUACGGAAAACGACCUAAUGGUCAUCUCGAUGACAUUGGUGCCGAUGUCAAGCGCAUGCACUCUGGCGGCCUGGCGCCAAAAGCCCACCCGCCUAUCCAGCCCGGCAGCACCCCUUGGGCUGGAAGUAGAAGAUAUCUCUGCCUGAACCUCACUGGAGCUGUCUGGACGGUGGACCAGGAAACACACCACACAGUUACCGUAGAGUUCUAUGAUCGGGAAGCUCAUCGGGACUUCCACUUUACUGAUCCAUAUAUGUACGACAAGGCCUGUCUAAAUGACAAUGGUACACUAUUUGCCAACAGCCCCUCGGAUGGUAGUCCAGCAACCAUCUUCUAUCGGCCACAUGAGACGUGGACUGCCCGCGCAGACUGGCGGACUCAAUUGCCCGAGGGAGAACAAGUUCGGGCUCUUGCGCUCAGCGAUUCGUACAUUGUUGCAGUGACAUCCAAGGACUAUGUCCGCGUAUACACACUCUUCGGCACUCCUUUCAAAGUGUACCGACAAAAGAGUCAAGCCGUCACUUGCGCAGCGUGGCGCAACUACAUUAUGAGUAUCGGAAACGGACCAAUUGGACCCAAUGGCCAGCAUACUACACUACGAUACACAGUGGAGAAUGUCAAGCGGGACGAGAUCUGCCAGAACGAGGACAUCGUUGCCCUUCCGGAAGGGGCAAAGCUGCAGAGUGUCUUCUUCUCUGACAAUGGGGAUCCCUGCAUAUACGAUUCCACCGGUGUCCUGUUAGUCCUUCAAGGUUGGCGCACUCCGGGCCAAGCCCGAUGGGUACCCCUGCUCGACACCAAACAGAUGGCUCGUCUCGCGGGCGGGCGGAAGGAAGAGACCUAUUGGCCUGUGGCCGUCGCCCAAGACAAAUUCCACUGCAUUAUUCUCAAGGGUGGCGACAAGAAUCCUUACUUCCCACGACCACUACUCAGUGAAUUCGACUUCCAGAUCCCGAUCUCCAGCGCGGCUGUGAACAACGAAUCUGAAGAGACGGCAGCUGAAGGCGCGCGAUUCGAAGAAUCAUUUGUGCGCGGUAACGUCCUCCUAUCGCUGUUCCGCGAUCUCCUAGGGUCUACAAAUGCCACAGCAAGUCAGCGCUCCGACCUGGCGCGGAGAGAGCUUGACUUGGAUAAGAAUCUGCUGCAAAUGCUGGCCGUUGAAUGCAGAGAGGGUGAAGAGCGCGGUAUGAAAGCGCUCGAGCUAGUGGCCCUGAUGACGGAUCGUAAUGGCAAGAUGCUUGAGGCUGCUGCUAAGGUUGCGCAACGGUAUGGCCGGGGUGUUUUGGAGGACAAGAUUCGGGAUCUGGCUGAGCGCCGAGUGAUGGGAAUGGGUGACGAUGAUGAAUUGGCCUAG